Molecule: messenger RNA, 1464 nt
Organism: Penicillium lagena
Lineage: Eukaryota; Fungi; Ascomycota; Eurotiomycetes; Eurotiales; Aspergillaceae
Product: glycoside hydrolase family 27 protein
Exons: 2
Coding region: 1-1464 (487 amino acids)
Biological process (GO): carbohydrate metabolic process
Molecular function (GO): hydrolase activity, hydrolyzing O-glycosyl compounds
Source: RefSeq, a predicted model, not a curated record
AUGAAGACUACUGUAUUAGCUACCCUUAUGGCCGCUGGCUGUGCCCAGGCGGAUCCUCUGUUCGUGCCAUUCUAUGGAACGAGUGCUAAUGGGUUCAACGCACCACCCCGGGGAUGGAAUACAUUUGGUCUGCAGGCCCUAGGAAACGAUUAUUUUACUCUCAACCAAGCCAAUGUCCAAAAACAAUGCGAUCUGCUCAAUGUGACUGCAGGAUAUACUCUCUGCAGCAUUGAUUCGGGAUGGUCUGGCAACGGAGGAGAUCCGUUCGGUCGCUUGGUCCCAGAUCCGUCGGUCUUCCCAAAUUUGACCGCGUUGGCAGACAAUCUACACUCGCAGGGAAAGCUACUAGGGGUCUACAUCUUACCGGGAGCGCUUUCAGCAGAUGCAAAUGUCACAGUCGAGGGCACGGAUAUCAAAUUAGGCUCUUUGUUUGAUUCAUCUCAACCGAGUUACAACCUCCGGCAGACUUUUGAUUUCAGCCUGGAUGGCGUUCAACAGUGGCAUAAUUCGGUCGUUAAUAACUUCGCAGCUAUGGGAAUCGACAUGAUCAAGAUCGAUUAUAUGACACCAGGGAGCCCUGAUGCCGGUGAAACCCUACCUGCAAACAACUCUCUGGCAGCAGUAGCAUAUCAUAAGGCCAUUCAACAAUCCGGUCGGCAGAUGCGCCUUGAUCUCUCCUGGAAACUAGACAGAGACGUGGGGGACUGGUAUCUCUGGCGCGGCAACGCCGACUCGCUGCGUCUGGAUCAAGAUAUUAACAAUUCCGGCCAAUCUACAUUGGUGUCCUUUGCCACGGUCCAGCGUGCAAUUGAACAGUACCGCGUUUUUAUCAACCAGCAGGAAGAGGACCCAACACGGCAAACGAUCCCGAUCAUGAUACGACCGGAUAUGGAUAACAUGUACACGGGAAAUGCUCAGAGCUUGACAGGGCUGUCAGACGUAGAGCGAUACUCGGUAGCCAUUCACUGGGUUGGUGCAGGUGCUAAUCUCAUCACGGGCGCGGACCUCACAGCAAUUGACUCCCUGGGUCAGACACUCCUGUAUGAUCCCGAGGUGCUCUCGGUGGCCGAAUUGACCGCCAAUUAUCCAAUGCAACCGAAAAAUCCGUUCAAUACGGCACAACCGGGCUCGCAGGCUUCAGAACAGCUGCAGGCUUGGAUUGCUGGUCCUGAUUCGCAGAAUCAAAACGCGGCGGUGGUCCUGACCAAUUAUGGACCGGAUCAGGGUCAAGGAGGGUUUGGAUCCAGCCUUCAAGGAGUGCAAUUGGUGAAUAUCUCCUUGUCGCUGCUGGGCAUUGCCGAUGGGCAGCCAAAUGGCGCGCCAGGGUGGAGUGUCCGACGGGUCUUGGGCGGAGGCGGCUCCGGCGGACCAGACCACUCCAAUCUGGGCGUGACCAACUCGUAUCUGGCAUCAAAUCUAGGACCCGGAGAGAGUGCACUGUACUAUUUGACGGCCGCUCAGUGA